GGUUAUGUUUGUUAUCGCAAAUAAAGAGUGUUCGAAAUUCUUGGUUUAAAAAAAAAUGUUAAAAACACUGUUUGAAAAUAGAAUGUAAUUUUUAAAAAUUGUUCAAUCGUCGGUUCUCAAUACAAUAGCUUAGUUAACAUAAAGCUGAUAAUAAGUUGGGAUUUUCCUCGAAAUUUGAUAAAAUUAUUCAACAAUGGCCCAUAAAAACGUACAAAUUUCUCGGCAUUGUUUUGAAAAACUCGGAAAUUAUUCAAACUUCAGAAAAAUCAAGGAUGUCGAUGAAAAGCAUUGAAGAAAUUGUUUAUAUUUAGAAUAUAAACUUGUGUUGAAAAAAAAAACUUCUCAAUGCCUUGAACACCAAGCAUUCGGCAUGGAAGCCAAUUGGAAAAACUUGCGAGCGAAACACCUCAUCAUUUGCAUUCUUGUUACUUUUGUUGUGUCUUUUUUACUGAGUGUCAUUCCAUUUGGUAUUGAUGAAUGCAAAUGCAAGGAAGAUGAUCCAGCCGAAAAAUAUGAGAACAGAAAAGUGUCAAGUCAACUGAUGAAAAAGUUAAAAAGUUCUGAGCACCGUUUAGCCUUGUUAGUGCCAUUUAGAGAUCGUUUUGAGGAGCUUUUAUCCUUUGCACCUCACAUGAAACUUUUUCUGGAUAAACAAAAUAUUAAUUACCACAUAUUCAUAUUGAAUCAAGUGGACAGAUUUAGAUUCAACAGAGCAUCAUUAAUAAAUGUUGGUUUUCUUCAAGUGAAAAACAACUUUGAUUAUAUCGCGAUGCACGACGUUGAUUUGUUGCCCAUUAAUGACGAAUUGUCAUACAAGUUCCCAGCCGAUGGACCGUUUCACGUAUCAUCGCCUGAACUCCAUCCUCGAUAUCAUUAUUCAACAUUUAUAGGAGGAAUACUUCUGAUUAGGAGAGAGCAUUUUGAGCUCGUGAAUGGAAUGUCGAACAAAUAUUGGGGUUGGGGACUGGAAGACGAUGAAUUUUACGUGCGACUUAAAGAAGCUGCCUUAGGAGUGAAAAGGCCCCAAAAUAUAUCUACAGGAACCCACAACACUUUCAAGCAUAUACACGACAAGAAUCACCGUAAGAGGGACAUGGCGAAAUGUUUUAAUCAGCGUGAGAUAACAAGGAAACGUGACCGUCAAACAGGCCUCAAUAACGUGUCUUACGAAUUGACCCAAACGAUAAACGCAACGAUAUCCGAUGCGACGUUAACAAUAUUGAAUAUUUCCUUGAACUGUGAUAAAACCAUAACUCCGUGGUGCGAGUGCAACAAAGUUGAUGAUGCUCCAGUUAAAGAAAAAACAAUGAAGAAGAGUUCUGCCAAUGGGAAAGCAGCUGGUGCACUUUAGCCGACUAACUUUGAAAUAAUAACUGUAAAAUUCAUGAGAAUACUCCGUUGCCAUUUUAAAUUUUUGUUUUAAGAAAAAAAUACAUAAAUAUGUAUUUA
Messenger RNA from Venturia canescens, 1449 nucleotides. RefSeq names its product beta-1,4-galactosyltransferase 7 (gene beta4GalT7). Gene Ontology annotation, biological process: carbohydrate metabolic process; proteoglycan biosynthetic process. Lineage: Eukaryota; Metazoa; Arthropoda; Insecta; Hymenoptera; Ichneumonidae. Gene Ontology annotation, molecular function: xylosylprotein 4-beta-galactosyltransferase activity. The transcript has 5 exons. The record is from RefSeq and is a predicted model, not a curated record. Gene Ontology annotation, cellular component: Golgi apparatus. The coding region runs from base 371 to 1351 and encodes 326 amino acids.